UCCUCCAUAGUACUCGGAAGUAUUAAAAAGCCAAAGGAACUAGGAAUUUGAUGUGCAUUACAUGAUCCCAUUUUAUUUAGCAAAAUAAAUAAAUAAAUAAGAGUAAGAAUAGUAGUGGAUGAAACGGUUAAAAGAUUUCCCGCCACUCCUAACUGUCGAGAGUCCGUACAGUUGAGCUGGAACAUAAAGGCGGUAACUCUCAGUCUCACCAUUUCAAACAGACCACUCGUCUCUCCUCUCUCUCUUACUCUCUUUCUCUCUUUCUCCAUUUCCUCCUCUGUCUCACACUUUCUUGUUUACUUCAACCCUUUCUUCCUUCAAUGGCAGAGACUUCAAUAUUGGAAACCCAGAUCGAAAUCAAGCCCCCACCCCCGCCAUUCUUCCUCGAAAACAUUCAAGAACAAAAGGUCGUCCUUUCCUUCUUCAAAUCCUGUCAUCGGAGGCGCCGGCAAGGCGACACAUGGCUCAUUUCCAUCUUUCUGAUCCUACCCAUCAUCGCUUUCCUAGUCACCAUGUUCGUCAAUGACUGUUGGCGGAAAUCCCAUGCAGACUGCGUUGUUAAACCCUUGGGCAGAUUCUCCUUUCAGCCCCUCUCAGAGAAUCCCUUUCUUGGCCCUUCGGCUUCCACGCUAGGUGAGGUGGGAGCUCUUCGACGCACAUUUUUGAUAGAACAUCAGCAAACAUGGCGCUUCUUUGCCUUUCAAUGUCUACACGCUGGCUUGAUCCACCUUGUCAUCAAUCUAGGAAGUGUUGUCUUUGUUGGGGCUCACUUGGAGCGGGAGUUCGGUCCAUUAAUGGUUGGGAUAAUCUAUCUACUUUCUUCCUUCUCUGGGACAUUAAUGGCUGCACUCUUUGUUCAAAACAAGCCUGCUGUUGGUUCAUCUGGACCUCUUUAUGGAUUACUUGGUGCUGCUCUUUCUGAGUUGAUUUGGAACUGGAGAAUGUACAUUGAUAAGUUUACAGCUUUGGCAUCACUUUUUUUGGUGUGCAUGAUCAAUCUAGCUCUUGGUUUGCUUCCAUAUGUAGACAACUUUUCAAGUCUUGGUGGUUUUAUAGCUGGAAUCCUACUUGGAUCAGUACUUUUAUGCAGCUCUCAAAUCGAACAAAACUCUCAAAACAAUGGAAAAGGAGUAUUGUUUGAGCAUAGUGAAAACAAACGCUUUACAAAACUGAAGUUAAAGCAGAAGCUGGACAUGUCAAUUCUCAGAACUCUCACUCUUGUUCUCUAUUGUGUUAUAUGUACCGGAUGUCUGGUAGCACUAUUACGUGGCAUUGACAUGAACGACUACUGCAACUGGUGUAGAUAUAUUGACUGUGUUCCUACAAAAAGAUGGAGUUGCGAAGACAGAGUAAUUUCUUGUGAGACCAUGGUGAGCAAGGCAGAGUUGACUUUGACUUGCUUGAGUAACGGGAAGUUCAAGGUUUUUCCUUACACCAACAUUUCAAGACCCAGGAUUAAUGAUAUUUGCAGUGUGAUAUGCGGAUAUUGAUGAUGCUUGCUUCUUCUACUAUACCACGUAGCAAUAUGUACUAUGUUGUAACAUUCUUUUGGUUAAUAAAAGCAUGACUUUAGACUUUUAUUUUCA
Messenger RNA from Cannabis sativa, 1586 nucleotides. Its product is annotated as inactive RHOMBOID-like protein 8. NCBI's taxonomy places the organism in Eukaryota, Viridiplantae, Streptophyta, Magnoliopsida, Rosales, Cannabaceae. Gene Ontology annotation, cellular component: membrane. Gene Ontology annotation, molecular function: serine-type endopeptidase activity. The record is from RefSeq and is a predicted model, not a curated record. Gene Ontology annotation, biological process: proteolysis. The transcript is spliced from 6 exons. Bases 321 to 1490 code for a protein of 389 amino acids.